GGCACAGUAGGUCGAAUACUGCUUAUAGUAGGCAAGCACACAAGAAAAGAAUAUGCGAAUUACCCAAGUUGGCCAAACUAUGUGUGUAUAGAUGGCUCUGGUGCAUGAGGACAAAAAUAGGACGCCCUCUUGAUAACAGCGUUACUCUUCAAAUCUGAAACCUGAAUCCUAAUUUCCUAUUACCGCUCCACUCAAGACCAUCGUGUCACUUUUGUAUCACAUCCUGCCCUGUUCCUCGCCAGGCGUUGUAUUUAGUUCAAAUACCUCGUCCAAGGAUUUAAACCUCGGAACAUCUCCCUUAAAAGCAUUUCGGAUAAUCGGACGUUGGAUAUAAAGUCAUUCUUUGGUUCGUGUUGUUCUGUUUAUUGCAGGUUAACAUGCACCCCGUCAUUGUGGAUGGAGGAAGUUUCAGUAUACUUUCAUUGAGACUAAAAGCGUCCAUUAAUCGAUGCUUGCUUUGGAUUUAAUUCAACGUUGGAGGAAUGUCGCAUGGUAUUCAUUAGAACGACCGGUGCCUGGGAGACAAGAGAGCCUGCGUGAAGCAACCUGCCAAGAAUCACCAAGAUACCAACAGAUGCAGGACGCGGAAAUGUCUGGAGAUCCAAAGAAUACAUUCAUCAAGUAUUAGCUCACCGAAUGAAGAGAUGCAACACGUUAUACCGUAACAUUAAAGGUUUACAUGUAGAUCAUUUGACAUGUUGAUGGAAAUCUGAUGAUUUAUUACGUCGUCCGUGAGGAUAACAAUCGCCGAACUUAAAUCUCUCUUCGUGUGAAUAUAUCUGACUAGAAUUGAAUAAGAAAAAACAAACGUUUGGUCAGACAUGCUUCACUGCUAUUGCAUGGCCGUUUAUUAUAUUUCUUCCAUGACGAUGCCCUCCGCAGCGUUCUUUGCAGAGGAGUGAUUGUAUCACCGAUACGGCUCAUGCGUCUGAGAAAGAGUCUUUACAAACAAUUGGACUAUUUCGAUUCCCAAUGAUUUUAGACGGGGAUGAUAGCACCAGCGGUUUAUUGAACAGUGUUUAACGCGACUUCAUAACUUCAAAACGCGGUAUGUGAUCAUUACGUUCUACCCAUUAGAAGGUUGAAGUUUGCUUAUGGAUCGUGGGACUCAUCUUAGAAUUAGUGUUUAAGGCGCUGUUUCCUCACCUGUAUGAAACAUGUCAGGGUGUGAGUUCAUGUAGGGUCAUCAGCUCCAUUAGCACAGUCUGCUUGCGGAGGAUUACUGGAAAUUAUUGAUUUUGUGUAGUCGUCUGUUGACGAGGAAGCUGUAAGACUUCGACUUCGCAACAACCAACUGUUGGAGGCUUCACCAUCAGACGUUUUCGGAUUUAUUCUAGAUUUUUCGCGCGUGUAUAGCGGGAAGUAAUUAAUCAUUCUUGAUGUUUUAUUCUGAGCAUUAAUGGUGUGGAUGUACAAUGUCUGAAUCGUUCAAUGACUCAGAACCGGACUACAAGCCCGAGGCCCCGUACAUCAUCGCUGGUAUGGCGACAGAGAUUCCCAUAGCCAUCGCAGCGACGUUCGGUAAUGCCCUCGUCAUAUGGGCCGUCUACUACAACAAACGACUUCGCUCCGUCACCAACUACUACAUCGUAUCCCUGGCCAUCGCAGAUAUGAUGGUUGGGAUGUUUGCCAUCCCGUUCUCGCUGGCGACGAACGCAGGGCUUCCUCAUAACAACUUCUACGCGUGCUUGUUUACGAACUCUUUCGUCGUGGCUCUCACGCAGAGUUCCAUCUUUGGUCUACUCGCAGUGGCCCUGGACCGGUUCUUCGCCGUGACGCGUCCAUUCAAGUACAGACGCGUUGCGACCUCCAAGUGCGCCAUCAUGAUCCUGCUCGCGACGUGGGUCCUGGCCUUCAUCAUCGGACUAACCCCUCUAUUCGGAUGGAAUAUGGGUGAACCGGAACAUGGCUACUGCAUUUUUGUCGAACACAUAGAUCUUCGCUACAUGGUAUACUUUAACUUCUUUGGCUUUGUUUUGCCGCCAUUAGUCAUGAUGCUUUUUGUCUAUGUGAAAAUUUUCGAAGUUGUGCGUAUUCAGUACUCUGCAAUAUCUAGAACAGUCGUAGGAAGUCAGGACGACAUGUCUCGGAGACGUUCGCGGCUCGCUGUAAAAGAGGGGAACGCGGCGAAGCUUCUAGCCAUCGUCAUUUUACUAUUCGCUAUUAGCUGGCUACCACUUCACAUUACUAAUUGUAUUUCGUUGCUAUGGAAACCGGUCCCUUACCCGAUCCUUCUUACCGCCAUUAUUUUAUCGCACGCAAACUCAGCGAUGAACCCAAUCUUGUAUGCUUUCAGUAACCGUGAGUUCAGGAGGACGUUCCAUAAGCUCAUCUUCAAAGUUGUUCUAUGUGGCAUCAUCCAGGUGCAGAACUGCGAUUCCGGUGAUGACUACGCCGGUAUGACCGCUGGUCCCGAUGGCAACGAGGUCUCGCGGUUCCAGGGUAGCGGGUACCAGACUGUGAGGAACGGUGUUCGAAGCUCCCCUCCAACAACGACUCCGUCACCAACUCCGAACUCGGUCAGGAAAUCUGAGAUAUGUCUUCAUAAAAUUGAAAGAAAAAAGAACGGAAGUCCAAAGUCGAGAACUAACGGUCAGGGCAGUACUAUCGAUAGGUGAAAAAAGCUCUCUGCAAUGAAACUUGAGUGGUAUUUGAUGUCUAAAACAUCAAACCUGAACCAUUAUUCAAAUGCGUCGAUUACAACGUUUCUAUAUUGCGUUCGCCUGGUAAUUAAGCAUAAUAUGGUGAUUACUUUGUUGGUGGGAUGUACUUAAAUUGUAUAAGAGUAAUUGUAUAAUUCAAAAGAGGAGGCACGAUGGCUCAUUGGUACAACAGUGGUCUCGUAACCGGGAGGUUCCGGGUUCGAAACCAAGACGAUGCGCAAGUGCCCUUUAGUAAGGCAUUAAUCCUUAUUACUAAGUCUCUCAGAGAGGACUUAAAGCCGUUGGUCCCCUGGUUGCUGACUUACGAGCAUCCACACGCUUUCUUAGCAGUCAGGUCAAACACAUAAAGAGAAGCACAAAAUUGUUACGAAGUCCAGUUAAGUCCGUUUACAUAAUGAACCUUGAUAUAAGAGCAUCAUUCCGUUGGCCCAAGGGGAAGGUAAAACAAAAAAUUGAAUCUCUUGCCUUUUUACCAAAAGUUCAGUACAUUUGUGAUAAUACCGAAUUGGCACGAUUCAUAUAGUAAAAUUGAUUGAAUAAAUGAAACGAACGAAAAACUAGAUAUAUUGAUAAGAAGUGAGAGCAGCAGUUUUGUAAAAAAGAGAGUUGGAGAAAAUUAAAUAAUAUCAUUUCCAAUUUCCACCUUAACCUUGAUUGAUUCUGACACACACCAUUCGAGAAUGUUUCAAAUAUUAUUUGAUUGUGUCGAAACUGUUAGCAUCGAAUAUUGUAGCUGUUAUAACCAUUACUUCAAUGUCUUUUGGUAAUGCCAGAAUGCCCACAUCGAAUGUAAUUUUAAGGUAAUAAUCGUUAGACCAUAAUCCUGACCACAUAGCACCUUUUCUUUGUAUUCGUAGUGCACAGUUGGCUGGGUAGUUGGUUGGUUAGUUGGAUGGAUGGAUGGAUGGAUUGCUGGCAAUUUAACUUUCGUGUGCUAAAGCCAGAAAGGAAGUGCUAGAGCCAGAUACGAAGGAUAGUUGGGCUAACUUGAAACGUACGGGUUACUGCUUUUCUAGCUUUAAACAUUUUAUUGUAUGUUGUCUACUUAAAAGGUUCAAAGCUGCACAAUUCCUGUUUAUUACGACUUAAACCUAAACACUGUACUUGAUUUAAUUGUAUGUCUUCAUCCGUGGAAACCGGAAAAACACUUAUUACAGGUUCAUUAGGUUCUCUAGUUUAUCUUAAAGAGGCUUGAUGUUUAUUUUUGUCGUUUAAGAAUAGUUUGUCUUUUGUUCAUUAAUUUCUUCCAAACUAAAAGUUAUGGACAUGACGGCUGUGUUUGGUGCUAUUAUGUAAACUGCAAUUUUGGUUAUCAUUUCGAAGUUUAUAUUUCACGUAUUAUUUUAUUCAUCAAUGAUAUCGCACACUUCAAAUCUCAAAAAAAUUAUCUGCAAGAUUAGAAACGAAAUAGACAACUUAUCAAAAGCUAUUUACCUGAAAGCUAAUAGAUAUUACCAGAACUACAAAUAAUUGCGUAAAGGUAUUGCGCACCACGUCCCGAGUAUCUUAAUAAUUCUCACCUUGUAUUUCGUGCUGCACGGCAGGUUAAACAUUUUUUACAGAGCUUUGAAUGAAUAGUAUUUUACCAACUUUGAUUAUAAAAGGAAAUUGUCGGCAAAUGUUAAAGCCUUACCAAAAUGUGUAUACAUUGCAUUAAGGAGGCCAUAGGGUAGGAGGCCGUAGGAUAGGAGUGCUCGCUCCCCCUAUUCGUGUAAUUAACUGGUUGAUCCCUGUCGAUACACCCUCAAAACCUUCCGAAAAACUCAUUUAAAGCUUCCAUGGAUAUCAAAUCAGUCCUUCAAUCCCCUCCAAAUUGAUGGAACCAUCCACGUGUGGUAUGACGAACCAUAAAACCACGACCCUUAACUGAGACAUUUUUGGUUGAAGAUGCGACCUGAAAUCAUUGUGUUCUCCCUGACAAGUCACGGAAAUUAGAUUUCAUCAGGGAGAUUAGUUUCGCGCCGUCCCGUUCGCUAAUAAAAUACAAAUUGAAUUGGCGACAGCGGACGAAUAAAGAAAGAAGAGAAGAGGUGAAACUUUGAAGAGUAGAUUUUUUUUCUCUGUUUCUGGGAUCCUCCAGAUGAGGUUCUAACAUCGGUUUAUUGCUUUGAGGGUAUCGGUGUAUGUUUAUGGGAUAAAAGAAAUGAGAAGAUUACUUUAAUGAGGCAUCUUAACUAUAAUUAUAUCAAUGGUGAUCUUUUUGUUGCCGAAAAUUGAUUUAGUUUCUAACAAAUGGGUCGCUUUCAAACCUUGAUUAUGAGGUAAUAGAAUACAAGGAUUAUACGACUAUAUAAAUUGCCGAUUUAAUUAUGAGGUAUUACAACGUAUUAUGUUGUCCUGGGAAUAUCUUCUUUUGUUAAAGCAUUAAAAUGCAGUAAUUAGUUGCUACUGAAAGGGCGUCAUUUGGUACCUUCGGUAUCGAAACCCUUGAUUUGGAACAAAGAAUACCAUGUGCAUUAAACAAAAUCGCCAAUUAACUACUUAGAUGACUUGUGAAAAAUAUGUAGUUUAAUCUGAUUUCACGAUUUGAAUACCAAACUACACUGUUUGUUCGAUUUGCAUUGAAAAGAAUGUUUUUUGUAAAACAAUGGACGAACUUUUGGAAAUUAAUCGAAAUGUGUACGAUUAUGGAUGAAAUUCUCAAAUAUUCCGUUUCAUGUAAAUUACCAUGUUCUUAUUUUACAUGAAAUAUCUUACAGAGGUGGUUCUAUUGAAAGAUUUUACAACUUAAUAUACAAAUUACGAAAUAAAUGUGAAAUGAUCUAAGAUAAAA
Strongylocentrotus purpuratus (purple sea urchin) is the source of this 5436-nucleotide messenger RNA. RefSeq names its product adenosine receptor A2b-like. Gene Ontology annotation, biological process: G protein-coupled adenosine receptor signaling pathway. The coding region runs from base 1416 to 2618 and encodes 400 amino acids. Gene Ontology annotation, cellular component: membrane. The record is from RefSeq and is a predicted model, not a curated record. Lineage: Eukaryota; Metazoa; Echinodermata; Echinoidea; Camarodonta; Strongylocentrotidae. The transcript has 2 exons. Gene Ontology annotation, molecular function: G protein-coupled adenosine receptor activity.